GUCGUGCGUUGCGUCUCUAAUGACACCAUAUGCACGAAGCUUUUAAAAAAAAAGCUACAGCCUGUAGCGGCGAGCAACAGAUCAUACAGAUCAUAGAAAGCAAUUAUCCAUUCUCCAAGAAAAAGCUUCGUCUCCGUGUCAAUCAUUCCAUGCAAAUGUAUUAGGAGGGAAGAUCUUUUUUUUUCAAUUCCCGAAACAGCGACUGUAAAGCGCCUAACAUGUUUAAUACCUUGGGGGCUCUGUUGUAACAGGACCGAAAGCCAUCUCCCCUCCUGCUCCUGCACAGAGUCAGUUCUUCCUGAUGCGUCUUACUCCAGUGUAGCUCUGGGAACUACAGCUGAGAGUGCUGGGCGCUCCUGCCCUUUAAGAACAGUUGCAAGGGAUAGGGUGGGAUUGUAAUCCAUCCAGUGGUAUCUUAAUUCACAGAAAGGGAGACUCGCCACCGGGCUGUCUCGGGUUUUGGAAGAAAAGCGUCGUCGAUGCAGAUUUCCAGCCUUUAAAUCCCGCCAUGGAUGAAAUGCUCAAUCGGGAGUCGAAUUUGCUGGGAGAAUAAGUUCUUAUACAGUACAUAGCCUAUACAUCUCAUUUCAUGAGAGUGCAUGGUGAUUCUACCUUUUGGCGUGCAGUAGUAGACAAGCCGUUUGGUCACGCCGAUGGAAAUUUGGUUUCAUGUGUGCUUUGCAAAGGAUUGGGAUUUUAUGAUUUAUAUUGUGAAGGCGGAGACAUAAGGCAGUUUCAGAACACAUGCAGCACGCCGAGUUAAGGGAACAAUUUUCCUGAAAUUUCGGAACUGGAGGUCUAGGUGUUUUUGGAUUAUUUCCUUAGAAAUGAUUCUGGUUCCAGUUCUUUGGUUUUUAUCAGAGACUUUCGCUGCGCCGUCACUUACAGCUGAGCAGAUUAACAUGGGGGUGGACUGGCUGAGCAAGUUUGGUUAUCUCCCACCGCCAGAUUCAGUAACUGGACAGCUUCAGACCAAGGAGGCGCUCACUGAAGCCAUCAAAGCCAUGCAGAAGUUCGGAGGCUUGGAAGAGACAGGAGUUCUAGAUGAAGCCACGCUGGUACUGAUGAAGACCCCACGCUGCUCCCUCCCAGACAUGUCCGAUGCAGGGAUGGACUCUGGGAGGCAGAAACGAGCAGCCUCUAGCCCGACAAAGUGGUACAAAAGACACCUGUCCUGGAGGGUCCGGAAGUUUCCGAAGGAGUCCCACCUCCUGGGCCACGACACCGUGCGCGCGCUCAUGUACUAUGCCCUCAAGGUGUGGAGCGACAUCGCGCCGCUCAACUUCCACGAGGUGGCCGGCAGCGAGGCGGACAUCCAGAUCGACUUCACCAAGGCCGACCACGACGACGGCUACCCCUUCGACGGGCCGGGGGGCACCGUGGCCCACGCCUUCUUCCCCGGCGACAGCUACGCGGCCGGAGACACCCACUUCGACGACGACGAGUCGUGGACUUUCCGGUCCCCAGAUUCCCAUGGAAUGGACCUGUUUGCCGUUGCAGUGCAUGAGUUUGGUCACGCCAUUGGUCUGGCUCAUACUUCAGCCAAAAAGUCCAUCAUGAUGCCUUACUACCAAGGUCCUGUGGGAGACCCCCUCAAAUACAACCUGCCCUAUGAAGACAAAGUCCAUAUCUGGCAGCUCUAUGGUGUGCGAGAUUCUGUGUCCCAUACUGCUCGUCCAGAUGUGUCCAGGACUGACGACCCCCCUGUCCUGCUGGACCUUCCUGAAAACAGAUCAACUGUCCCGCCCGCCCAGGACGCUCCGGACAGGUGUAACACGCACUUUGACGCAGUGGCUCAGAUUCGGGGAGAGGCUUUCUUUUUCAAAGGAAAGUAUUUUUGGCGUCUGACCAGAGAAAAACACCUUGUCUCACUGCGACCUGCUCAGAUUCAUCGGUUCUGGAGAGGCCUGCCCUUAAACCUGGACAGUGUGGAUGCAGUCUACGAGAGACCCAGCGAUCACAAGAUUGUCUUUUUCAAAGGAGAGAAGUACUGGGUGUUUAAGGACAACAAUGUAGAGGAGGGAUACCCAAGGCUAACCAGUGACUUCGGCCUGCCCCUUGAAGGAGUGGAUGCUGCCUUUGUUUGGCCACACAAUGACAAGACCUAUUUCUUCAUGGACAGACGCUACUGGAGGUAUGAUGACCAUCUACGGCGGAUGGAUCUGGGGUACCCAAAGGACACUAUGCUAUGGAAAGGAGUUCCGACACUUCUCGAUGACGCCAUGCGGUGGUCUGACGGCUCCUCAUACUUCUUCAAAGGGAAGGAGUACUGGCGGGUACAGGGCAGCGAUAUGGAGGUGGAAGUGGGGUACCCCCGAUCCAUCGGCAAGGACUGGCUGGCAUGCAGAGAGAUGCAGUCGGACUCUCCAGCCGCGGACGGCAACGGCACGGAGACGCGCUCCCAGGGGCAGCACCACGUCAGUCACGCGGAGAACGGCUACGAGGUCUGCUCCUGCACCUCGGCCGCCACGCCCCGCGGCCCCCUCUCCCGGACACGCGUCGGCCGGCUCCUCCCCCUCUGGCCGUGGACCCUCGCGGUGGUGCUGACCGCGCCGCUAUGAUAACGGCACGGGAGAGACAGGGGCGACCGUCUGGGCCGAAGGACAAGAGAAGUCUGGGCCGAAGGACAAGAGAUGAAGACACCGGUGGCUGGGGCUGGUCUCGCCUAUCGUGUCCGCCUCACAGCGAUGCACUCCUGGGAGCAAGUAGAGGCGAAUUCUGUGCUGAACUGAACAACAAAAGAAAAAAAUAACACGAUGAAGAACCCUCCACAGCUGAAAUAUUGUUUUCUCUUUUUGACUUUUCAGCGUGGAAUUCACCUCUAUUUGAUUCUUGUCAGUCUGCACUCUGACACACCUUCCCAAUCAAACCUCUUCAAACUACUGCCCGGUAAUACCUGUCAGAUUACUCGUUACAACAAGCAAAACAUGGGAUUUUAGAUGAUGAUGAUUAUUAUUAUUAGUGCUGAAAUUAUAGGCCUACCUGAAUUCUCUGAAAUCUCAUCUUCGAACCCUUGUUUCCAGAUGUGUCACUUCCUAUUCUCCAGGGGCUCAUUGAAUCUUCCCACGCCACCAGGUAUUUCCUGUGGAACUUGUGACUGACAGAUGGAUUGGAUGUUUCCUUGAAUCAAGACCUGUAUCUGUUUAAGAACAAAAUGAACUGGUGCCCAGGCUUUAAAACACAAUGCUAAAGGAAUGAUUUAUUUUUUGUACCAUUUACCGUCUUCAGUUUUCAAGGGAUUCUGCAAAGAUCUGAUUGUAUAAUAGGAAACAUAAUUUAGCCACAGCAAAAUUGACCAAAUGCAGAUUUGCUGUUUGAAGUACAGAAGAUGAAUGUCUGUACAAGUUGGUAAGGGGAAAAGCUCCCUUUAUUGAGUUACCAUAACUCUUAAGUUUAUUAAGAGAUAUGGUUUUUAAGAAAUUGGCAUUUCCUAUUUUGUAAAAUCCUACAAGUCAUAAUACUUCUUUGCAGGAUCCAAUGUAGGAUAAAUGUUAUAUAACUUAUCCUAAAUUGACUGCACAGACUUACGACGCCACUUCUUUGGAAACAGAGUCCCAGCUUGUUCUCGUUUUGUGCACUAUUGAGAUAUACCUGCUGACAGCACAAUGUGCGCUACAGUAUAUUCUGUAAGAUUUUACUAGAAUGUUUUUUUUUUGCUCUGCUCUGCAGCAUCCCCCCCCCCACCACCAUUUGUAAGAAUGAGCAAAGCUUUUUGAACUGAAAAUGAUCAGGCAUGAACAGGAAAUGUAUAGAAACCCUUUUUUACACUGCCUAGAUGAUGCAUAGCCAUCACAUUUUGCAAGCAGGACUGAAUGAAGUGAAUGGCAAUUACUUUGUUUCUUUUCUGAACUUGCACUGCUUUGGGUAGUGUCAAUAGGCAUAUAUCCUUUGAAACCUUUUCCAGGCUGGUGGAAUCAUAUAAGUAACACCAAUUAAAUGGGAUUCAAGGAAUGGGAAUGGGGAAUGGGUUCAAGGGCUGUAUGCUUUUUCAAACAAUGUUCAGUUUCACCCAAGGUUCUGAGUUAUAGGCCUGUAUCACUACUGAAGAACUUUAAAAUUGAAUGGAAAUUUGUACUGAUAUUAAUUCAAAAAGUGUCAAAUAUUCAACACAUACAGUUUAUAUAUAUAUUUAUAUAUAUUUUAGGAGAAUAAUGUGGUGGUUGAAAUGUAGGAAUCAUAAGCCAAUGGUUUUCUAAUUUAUGAAAUAUUUUCAUACAAAAUGAUGAAAAUAAAAUCCAUUGUAUUAUGAAUAAAAAUGUCUGGAUAUUAAGUUUGGAAGCAUACCCAAGAAACAUCAGUGGAAAUCUAAAGAGUUACUUUAAAUGAUGGAGUAAAUAUAAACAAAGUGUUUGAGCUUGGUCUUAUUUCUGAUGCACAGCAACAAAAAAAUGUGCUUUGCCUUUAUGUUCUCCAUUAAAAUGAAAACAAAUAGUAGUGUGUAUUUCAAAUGGCAGUGCAAAUUGUUUUUUGUUGCUUUAAAUAUUCAACAAAUAUUGGUAAAUUGGGACAUUCUUUAACAUCUCAUCUUAUUUCUCUCUUUUUACUGAGAAAUAUUGUGCUCUUUCAGUAAUGUGCUCCACUGCUAAUUUAAAUUUGUUUCUAUAAAACUGAAAUAGUUAUAUAUUAUACAAGGGCUUUUUCAUAUUUCAGUGUGGUUAUCACGUUGGGUUUGGACACCUUGUCUGGAAAAACUGUUCCUGGAUCAAAAUUCAGCAAACCUGGCAGGUGUUUUUUUCUUUUAGUUUGUUAGAAACUAUAAGAAUACAGUUAUAGAAAUCAGCUGUUUGUGACUGAGUUUCAGAGUCUCAAAGAAUUUGUUUUCCCUGCGGCUGCAGAAAAAGUUGUUUUGAUGUCUUUCAUUUUUUUCCAGCCCUCUCCCACUCCACCCUUGAAACACUGGAAUCCUGACCAUCCUAUCUCCAGAAUGCUAAAUAGAAAAUCCAGAAUACUAAGCAGGCUAGAAGAGAUAUCAACUGGCCGAAGUGACUGUUUUCCAGUCUCUGUCAGCCUCAAUUCCUCACUUCAGAAACACGACAUCAUGACUGUCCUUUUGAAAUGAAUAAUGUUUUCCGCCAAUUGUUCUGAAAGGUACUGUAGAGGGUAUAAUGAUUUCCUAUGGGUGCUCAUUAAAAGGUCUUCUGCUUUAUGAGGGACAGAUCUUUUGUAGCCCAAAGCUUCUUGCCUCUAAUUCUUCCAACCAGCUGCUUUGGGAAAUUCCUGUCUGACUGGCAGGACUGUGUCUGCUCGCUUGUGAGUAGCUCAUAAGAACCUGUCUGAAUUCAAGUCACACUGGCUUUCCACAGCUGUCGGCGAACAAUGAUUCUCAGUCACUCUCAGGGUCCUUGCUGUAUCUUAGCCUGGGUCACAGAGCAGUCAAUAAAGGCAGAGAGCACGUUCACAAGCCAUUUGACAUUUUUGAAUAUAAUGUAGAGAUGGUUUAAUACCCUGCAAAGUUAUUUCUGCUGGACGUUUUCUGAAACAUCCAGACCUGAGAGAUUCGGAAGGGGGGGCACAGCGUUAAGGAAAACAUCUAUGGAAAGCCGGAGAGCUCAUUUUAUUCCUGAAAAGUGCAAAUACAUUAAAUACAGAUAAAACAAUAAACCUUUUUAUGAUGAUGUUCAAUUGAAUUAGUAUGUUACUGAUAUCUAUUUUUGUUAGUGAAGAGAAGCUUCGGUUCAUGGUUUGGGCUGAGCUCUUCCUCGAAUACUGUAUAUCAUUAAACAUUUUCCAGGAAACCUCAGGAGUCUAUUCAAAUACCAGUUUGGAAACCACAUGUGCAGGAACGUGGCUGUAGAUGCCACUAAUGUGUAAAAAGCAACAUUUCUUUCUCGUUAUAUUGUUUCAAUAAAUUAUUGGUAUAUUUUAA
Messenger RNA from Lepisosteus oculatus (spotted gar), 5866 nucleotides. RefSeq names its product matrix metallopeptidase 17a (gene mmp17a). Gene Ontology annotation, biological process: extracellular matrix organization; collagen catabolic process; proteolysis. NCBI's taxonomy places the organism in Eukaryota, Metazoa, Chordata, Actinopteri, Semionotiformes, Lepisosteidae. The record is from RefSeq and is a predicted model, not a curated record. Gene Ontology annotation, molecular function: zinc ion binding; metalloendopeptidase activity. Gene Ontology annotation, cellular component: extracellular matrix.